AUGGGGGACAAGAAGAGCAGCUCGCCAGACACUCUCCCCGACCGCCCGCAUCCCUCCACACACAGGGACGCUGCUUCCUCCCUCUCUGACUCUCCUGCUCCUCCCACCACCGCUUCUCCCACUUCUUCCGCCGCUGCCGCCGCCACUGCUGGUACUGGUACCGCUCCUGCCUCUCCUCCCCUGUCAGGCUUCCCCCCGCGCAUGAACCCCAACAGUCCUCUGACUUUCAGUCUGGGUCUAUUCGGCGGCCCAAUAGACAUGGCAAUGACUUCAUCCUCCUCCCCUUCAGGCUCCCCCCACCGCUCCCGCUCCUCCUCCUCUGCUUCCCUCUCCGGCCCCACCUCCCUCUCCCUCUCCCUCGGUCCCGCCUGCGCCUCUGCCAACACUCCCCCCCCGUCUCUCUCCCAUCGUCGCUCUCCGAAUCCCAACUUUCCCUACUCCAUGCCGGCCUCUCCCUCCUCUCUAGUGGUUCGGGAUGUGGACCAUGCAAAGAGGCAGCUCCUAGCCAUGGCUGGCGAGGCGAAGGAGCGGAUUGGCGGGCUCGAGCGCCAGCUGGCGGCACGGGACGCUGACGUGGCCAGGCUGGAGGAUGAGGUGGCGGCGCUGCGCGCUGAGUCAGCGCGGCGAGAGGAGGAGGUGGCACGGCUGGUGGAGAGGUGGCAGAGCUUAGAGCGGCGCCUGGAGCAGAAGGAUGAGGUGCUGGUUCGGCUCAUGGCUAUUGCCAAGGACCGGUGGCGGGAGGUUCUGCGCGAGGUUCGGCGGAAGGAUAAGGUGAUUGCGGAGCUGGCUGAGAUGGUGGUUCGGGCCCAGGCUGAGAGGAGGUCUGGUGGUGGUAGUGGUGGAGGGAGUGUAGGGGACGGGGGGAGUGAGGGAGGGGAUGGCACGGGGAGGAGUAGCUUGGAGGAGGAAGUGAGGAAGUUGUUGGAGUUUGCACUGAGGCAUGGGGAGGAGGUGGAGGGUGUUCUUACGAGGGAAGAGCAGAAGCUGCAGGAGGUUUUUGAAGCAGCAGGCAUUGAGGGGCUUAAGUGGGGUGUAGAUUCGGGGAUAGUUAGUUCCCGCGUCGAUGUGUCGGGCGCUGGUAGUAGUAGUGGAGAUGGAGGGGCGGAUGUGGUGUCUGGGGAGGAAGACAAAGGGGAGGAGGUGACCAGUGGUAGUAGGGUUGCACAUAGGACGGAGAAAGUGGCAGUUGUUUCGCAACGAGGGGCAGGAGUAAAAGAUGUCGAGUCGCCGCAAUUGCAGGUAUGGAGUGUGUUACCGACGAGUCACGACGGAACAAUUUCAAGGCCAUUGCCGUUUGCGAUUCGCAAGUGGGAUAUCAUGGGCGCCGCGUUUCACGGCACAGAACUUCAGAAGCACCCAUUUUCGUCGCCGAAAUCGCCAGGCUUUCCUCCAGCCAUGGCGUUAUCACGCCGUCUCCUCGCCGUUAUCCUUGCAGUGAGCGCCAUGGCGGUCGUCGGCGCGCAGCGAGUGGACGUGUCGUUCAACCAGAACUUCGCCUUCGCCUCGUGGUGCAAGCCGCCCUUCUGCACGAGCGCGCCUGACGGCAGCAUCACUCUUGCCGUCAGCCCUAAAUCCGUCGGAGUCUUCGAGUCCAAGGGCGUAUACAGCUACGGCGUCUACUCUGUACGAAUGAAGCUCCCCGUGGGCUACUCGGGCGGCAUCAUCCCGUGCAUCUACCUCAUCAACCCCGGCGCCACGUCAUACCAGUCGAUCCACGACGAGAUCGACCUCGAGUUCCUCGGCGGCACGGACCCGCGCAACAUCACCAUCCACACCAACCUUAUCACGGGCGGGCAGGUCAAGCUGGAGCAGUUCAAAUUCCCGUUUGAUCCCUCCGCGGAUUUCCACACGUACUCGAUAGUGUACUCUCCGAUGUAUGUUAUGUGGAUGGUGGACGACUACCCGAUACGGAUCACUGUCAAUGAGACGGGCCAUCCGUUCCCAACGCUGCCCAUGGAAUUCAAGGCUUCAAUAUGGGACUCCUCGUCGUGGAGCUGGCUGAAGGCGAACUACACCAACGGCCCCAUUCAAGCGCAGUACCGCGAGUUUGACUUCUCCCACGCCUGCCAAAUGCCUCAGGACCUCUCUGAACCGCCCUGUCUCCGCCUCCGCUCGUCCAAGCACGCCCCAUGGCUGUCCAAAAUGACUCUGCCGCAGAUAAGAAAGGAGAGGGCAUUUAAAAAGUACUACACCAAGAUGAUUUACGACUGGUCCGAGGCCAAGUGA
Molecule: messenger RNA, 2226 nt
Organism: Closterium sp. Yama58-4
Lineage: Eukaryota; Viridiplantae; Streptophyta; Zygnematophyceae; Desmidiales; Closteriaceae
Source: the annotation of a GenBank genome assembly